GUCCCCACCAUCAAUCUGCAUAGCAAAUUCACAUCUGGAGCCGGAAAAGACGAGAUAUAAUCAUAAUGAGGCCACUCACAGAACCAGAAACGAAAACUCUAUUCGAGAAGUUGGCGAACUACACAGGAAACUCGCUAAAGAACCUAAUUGCGCCUCUUGACGACUCACCCGACGCCGAUCGAUAUGUCUUCCGUCUGAAUCGCGACAGAGUAUACUACGUGCUGCUCUCCGUCGCAAACUUAGCUACGUCGAUAUCAAGGGAUAGUCUUGCGUCGCUAGGAAUUUGUCUAGGCAAGUUCACCAAAUCGGGCAAAUUCCGCCUGCACAUCACGGCCCUCCCCAUCCUAGCCGAGCACGCGCGAUACAAGUUAUGGAUCAAGCCUAACGGCGAGAUGCCCUUCUUAUACGGUGGAAACGUCGUAAAAGCCCAUGUCGGUCGCUGGUCUGACGACUGCCCCAGCCAUCAAGGAAUCGUCGUAUACAGCAUGUCCGAUACGCCUCUUGGUUUCGGUGUCACGGCUCGUAGCACAGCUGAAGCUAGGAGAUUAGACCCGACAGGUAUCGUGUGUUUUAGACAAGCCGAUUGUGGAGAGUAUCUUAGAGACGAAGAUACGUUAUUUGCUAGUUGAUAGAAGAGAGCUUUACUUGGUUUACUUGGAGAGUGAUGAGGUAGAGGAUGUAUAGAUACCAAAAGUAAAAGGCUAAAAAAGGCCCGGAGUUUGGGAUUGGCUUGAGAUGUGUGCAUUUCAGAGGCGUUCAAGGUUAUCUACAAGUAAUCUAUGACUUUGUCCAA
This is a messenger RNA of Annulohypoxylon maeteangense, 793 nucleotides long. Its product is annotated as 60S ribosome subunit biogenesis protein NIP7. The record is from RefSeq and is a predicted model, not a curated record. Gene Ontology annotation, molecular function: RNA binding. Gene Ontology annotation, biological process: ribosome assembly; ribosomal large subunit biogenesis. Bases 66 to 629 code for a protein of 187 amino acids. The transcript has 2 exons. Gene Ontology annotation, cellular component: nucleolus; nucleus; preribosome, large subunit precursor. NCBI's taxonomy places the organism in Eukaryota, Fungi, Ascomycota, Sordariomycetes, Xylariales, Hypoxylaceae.